CAGAUCCAACUCCUCUCCAUUUUUUCUUCCUCCCUUCUCUAAUCUUCCAUCUUCGCUGCUAAAUUAGGGUUAGUUGGGGGUUAGGCUGUCCCGCUUGCGCUCUCUUGCGGUGGAUCCCUCUCAAUCGGAGCAAGAGAGGGACAUCUAGAUCUACUUCGGCCCUCGAUUCUGAAACUGCCGGAAGAAGAUCGAUGGGUCGCGAGGUGUCAUCGGCCUCCAUCGCAAGCGAGAGCGUGGUGAAGAAGGUACUUCUCUCUUACUUCUAUGUCGGAAUCUGGAUCUUUCUUAGUUUCACCGUCAUCGUCUACAACAAAUACAUCCUCGAUCCUAAGAUGUAUAACUGGCCCUUCCCGAUCUCUCUCACUAUGAUUCACAUGGCCUUUUGCUCCUCUCUCGCUAUAAUCCUCGUCCGCGUUCUUCGUCUCGUUGAGCUUCCAUCUUCCCCUACCAUGACCCGCGAGCUCUAUAUCUCCAGCGUUGUGCCGAUCGGGGCGCUCUACGCUUUUUCUCUCUGGUUCUCGAAUUCGGCGUAUAUAUACCUAUCUGUCUCCUUUAUUCAGAUGCUCAAAGCUCUGAUGCCUGUGGCUGUGUAUUCGAUCUCGAUUCUGUUUAGCAAGGAGAGUUUCCGCAGCACAACAAUGGCUAACAUGCUCUCGAUUUCGUUUGGCGUUGCGAUCGCAGCCUAUGGCGAGGCUAGAUUUAGUACAUGGGGGGUUCUGCUGCAGCUUGGCGCUGUUGUCUUUGAGGCGACCCGUCUUGUUCUGAUUCAGAUCCUUCUGAGCUCCAAGGGGAUUACUCUGAACCCCAUCACCACUCUUUAUUAUGUGUCUCCUUGCUGUCUUGUCUUUCUUUCCCUCCCAUGGGCCAUCGUUGAGUUUCCCAUACUCCGCAACACCUCUUCUUUUCACCUCGACUUCUUUAUCUUUGGAACCAACUCCUUCUGCGCUUUUGCGCUCAAUCUCGCCGUCUUCCUGCUAGUUGGUAAGACUUCUGCUCUCACCAUGAAUGUUGCCGGUGUUGUGAAGGAUUGGCUUCUCAUCGCCUUCUCAUGGUCUGUGAUCCGUGACACCGUUACAACCAUUAAUCUCGUCGGCUACGGCAUCGCUUUCCUCGGAGUGGCGUACUAUAACCACAUCAAGCUGCAGGGGCUUAAGGCCAAGGAAGCUCAGAAGAAGGUUGCUCCAGCUGAUGAGGAAGCCAGGAACCUUAUCGAGGAGAAGGAAACUGAGAGCUUGGGGGGGCGCAAGAUCGAGUCCCAGGUUUGAUCUCCAUUAUCAAGUUCGUAAUUUUUGAUGAUCUGGUGUUAACGAUCCAUCCAUCGGUUCAGUUCGAUUCUGCUUCAAUUGAUCUAUAUCUUUAUUUAUAUCAAUUUGGAUGAUUAUUUAGGAGGAAGAAGUGGGGAAGUGGAAAGGGAAGAUCUUUGUGUAAGGUUUUUUAUUUUUAUUUUUUUAUAGGUGAUGUUGGUUCUUGCUUUUUGCUAUAUAGGGACGUUGAUUUUCAUCAUUAAUCUUUUGCUCGUUACUUGUAAUUCGAGACUUUAUUACGUAGCUUCCGACUUCAGUGAGGCAUUUUCUUAA
Molecule: messenger RNA, 1577 nt
Organism: Phalaenopsis equestris
Lineage: Eukaryota; Viridiplantae; Streptophyta; Magnoliopsida; Asparagales; Orchidaceae
Product: probable sugar phosphate/phosphate translocator At2g25520
Exons: 2
Coding region: 192-1265 (357 amino acids)
Cellular component (GO): endosome; Golgi apparatus; trans-Golgi network
Molecular function (GO): antiporter activity
Source: RefSeq, a predicted model, not a curated record